AUGAAAAGAAAGCAAUCAACUACCAAAUAUGUGGGCUUUAUUCUACAAGAAUUAGCAACAUUGAAACAAGUUCCUCUAAAAGAUGAAUCGGACUCUGGCUCCCAGUCAAUUGCAGAAGAACAAAGCUUCUUGAAGGUUUUAUACACUGUCUCAGAAAAAGCAACCAAACUUCCAAAAUUAAACGAUGACGAAUACGAGACAAAGGAUGUGAAGAACGAAGGGCAAUCAGGCCUUGAAAAGGCUAAAGCAGCAAAGUUAUACAACAAGAGACUAGAUGAUGCGGCCAAGACAAAAGGAGAAAUACCAUCUUCUAAUGCUGAUAACAAUAAACCUAGAUUUCAAGAGAUUGCAAGCCUUGUUGGUCAUAGAAAGUCUACUGCUUGUAAUCACCACACGAUCUUUAGGCUGCCGUCUACUAUUCAUCUAGUCAAGGAUAAAUUCAAGAUCGAGGUUAGUAAGCCAUUCAAUACGGUGGAUUCACGAGGAAACCCUAGAGCUGUCGAGCUUCUCGAACAAACAACGGCCCAUUUUAUUCCCUUGUGUGCUUGUGAUGAUUCUUGA
Rhizopus microsporus ATCC 52813 is the source of this 561-nucleotide messenger RNA. RefSeq lists its product as uncharacterized. Bases 1 to 561 code for a protein of 186 amino acids. The transcript is spliced from 5 exons. The record is from RefSeq and is a predicted model, not a curated record. NCBI's taxonomy places the organism in Eukaryota, Fungi, Mucoromycota, Mucoromycetes, Mucorales, Rhizopodaceae.